Messenger RNA from Alternaria infectoria, 1233 nucleotides. RefSeq lists its product as uncharacterized. Gene Ontology annotation, biological process: transmembrane transport. NCBI's taxonomy places the organism in Eukaryota, Fungi, Ascomycota, Dothideomycetes, Pleosporales, Pleosporaceae. The transcript is spliced from 4 exons. Gene Ontology annotation, cellular component: membrane. The record is from RefSeq and is a predicted model, not a curated record. The coding region runs from base 1 to 1233 and encodes 410 amino acids. Gene Ontology annotation, molecular function: transmembrane transporter activity.
AUGGCCGCAACCGAUAAGUCAACUCCCGAUAUCUCUACGGUUGAGGACAUUUCGAGCAUACCUCUCCAAAACAUGAAGGACGAAGACAAGAUCCAGACUGACGCCGAUGGCUUCGCUGGCGAUGUGGAGAAUCUGCCGAAGGGGUACUAUCUCAGUUCCUUCUUCCUUGGUACAUGUUGCGCCGUGGGCUUUGGUGCUUGGGCUGGCAAUGCUGGCUUUGCAUAUGCUGCACCUAUUUUGGGAACUAUCAACGCGGAUAUUGGACCAGAUCCUAACAUCCAGUGGGUGGCACUGGUGCAUCCAGUUGGACUGUCCGUAGGUAUGGUGCGUACAAAGACCAAUCUCGACUUCCACUCGUUCAUCACUGACUUCGACCAGACCAUCAUAGGAAGACUGAGCGACAUCUUCGGCCGUCGUUAUUUCUUCAUCGUGGGGGCAUUCCUCGCUAUGAUCGGAACACUGAUCAGUGCUCUCGCCAUUAACGUCAACAUGUUGAUCGUUGGAUCCAUGAUCAAGGCCCUCGCCGCUGCGACGCAACUAUCCUGCUACUACACCAUCGGCGAACUCAUUCCAUCCAAGUACCGAUAUCUCAUGAUUGGCGCAAUCAACGUCUGGAACCUACCUGGGCAGGGUUUCGCCCCCGUCGUUGCGCAGAGCCUAGUUGCGACUCGCGUUGGUUGGCGAGCUGUAUACUUCUUACUCACUGCCGUCAACGGAGCGUCUUUGAUCUGCUACUGCGUAUUUUACCAUCCUCCCAACUUCCACCAGAAGCAUGGUCAGAGGGAGAAGAAGAUGGAUUUCGUUAAGAAGUUCGACUACGUUGGCACGUUGCUCUAUGCCGCUGGCCUUACUAUGUUCUUGCUUGGUCUUUCGUGGGGCGGCACCAAGUAUAGCUGGACGUCAGCUGAAGUGCUAUCUUUCAUUCUCAUCGGCUUCGGCUGUCUUGUUGCUUUUGUAUGCUGGGAACUCUUCAUGGAUCUUAAGGAGCCUUUGGUUCCUAUGAGUCUCUUUCGCCAUCGCCCAUGGGUCGUAUCGGCAAUACUCACGGGUAUUGGGGCUGGAGUAUACUAUGCCGGUGCAAUCAUUUGGCCUCAGAUUACACAGAAUUUCUACGCCAACGGCGACCUUAUGCAUGCCGCGUUCCUUUCCUCGUUAGCCAAUUUAGGUAUUCUGAUAGGCGGUUUCCUGUGUCAACAGCAAACCCAAGCAACCAAGCCCAAUCUUCUGCGCUAA